CAAUGAUCAUGCUCCUUGCUAUUUUUGGCCUCUUCCUAACUGUUAAAACAUCUGACAUCAUUAAGCUGCAAGUGCAAACAGUGAGGCGUGGAGAUAAUGUAACUAUCAAAUGUGAUGAAAACCUGUUGAAAAGUAACCAAGAUAAUUUAGUUUGGUACAAGCAGAGUUUUGGAAAGGUGCCUCAGUAUGUAGCAAGAAAAAUUAAAAACACCUGCAGAUUUAAUCCUGCUUUUAAGGAUGGCCACCUCAGUGUUACUCAGGAAGGAAAAAGAUUUGAUAUCAACAUUGUUAGAACCAAAGAAGAGGACAAAGCAACAUAUUUCUGUGCAGAAAUGCUGGAAAAUGUAGUAGAGUUUAAAUCUGGAACAGUUUUGGCUUUUCAUGCUGAGAAGGUCAACCACCCGGUUCCGACUCUAACAGUUAUCAGCAGUGGAGAGUCUGUCACUCUUCAGUGUUCAGUACAAGUGAUUGCUUCAAGUUCUGCAGAUGAACAGAGCGUGUACUUGUUCAAACAUGGUUCAGGAGAAUCUCAUACAGGACUCAUUUACACUCCUGGAGACAGCAGUGCUCAGUGUAAAAGGAGCUCUGAGGAUGGUUUUCCCACACAGAGCUGUAGCUAUACCCUGCUGAAGAGCAGCCUUGGACCUGCUGAUGUUGGAUUUUUCCGCUGCGCUUUGGCUGCUUGUGGAAGGAUCCUUUUUGGGAAUGGAACAAAAGUUGAUUUAAAAGCGAAUUACAUUUCAGAAAGCAACCACUGGAAUGUCAUUGUCUUGACAACAUCUAAUAUAAUAUCUGGUAUUAUAAUCAUUAUUCUGGUUGGAGUUAUAUUUAAAAAUAGGAAAGGUGCCACCAAGAGCCAUCCACAUCCCACAAAACAGGCUGAAAAUGACUUGAACUAUACAGCUGUGACUUUUGAAGAAACCUUCUUCCUCCAGAAUGCCGUCAAGAGUCAACACUGAUCACGACACUUAUGCACAGGUCAAAAUACAUUAGCAAAAAGAAUAUGUGGGAAAAUGUAUUCUCCUGUUUUGUAUAAAUUGCUGUCUAAAAUUCAAUUUCUUCAUGUUCAAAGCAUGACACAAAAGAUGAUAGACAAGCUGUACUGCUGAUUUUUUUUUUAUUUUACUUUUUGUCAGCUGUACGUGUUGUAAUCAGUUUUGAAACAAACAACUGUAA
Neoarius graeffei (lesser salmon catfish) is the source of this 1176-nucleotide messenger RNA. RefSeq lists its product as uncharacterized. Gene Ontology annotation, biological process: response to bacterium. The transcript is spliced from 6 exons. The coding region runs from base 3 to 959 and encodes 318 amino acids. Lineage: Eukaryota; Metazoa; Chordata; Actinopteri; Siluriformes; Ariidae. The record is from RefSeq and is a predicted model, not a curated record.